Messenger RNA from Fusarium sp. VM40, 2931 nucleotides. The record is from the annotation of a GenBank genome assembly. Lineage: Eukaryota; Fungi; Ascomycota; Sordariomycetes; Hypocreales; Nectriaceae.
AUGCCUCAUAAAUCACCCGCCCAGAGAAGCGGCAAGGUGCCUGCCCCGUCACCGAUAGACUACCCGACUGAGCGUGCCCAACGAGCGGCACAGCGCAUUUACAAAGACUGCGGCUUAUGGCCGGCUGACUUCGCAAGAGGUUUUGGACCAGACUCUUGGAGUGUUCAACUGACGACCGAACUCUCGGUUUUGAUUCAGCUCACUAUCGCUGCGAAAAAUGUCCAGCUUGAUGAUGUGCGGCAGAGAUUGAAGGCGCUGACUGCCAAGCAUAUACGCGCUGACCAUCAGCGACUUCUUCGGUCCGACAUCGCCAAGGUGCGGGACUGGCUCAGAGACAGCAAAGGAGUAGAUACCAAACGACCGCGACCAUCAACUGGCAAUCUCGUCAAAAGCGACCUUAUUGAUGAUGACGAAGACGAUGAGGAUGAUGCCAAUGAGACUGAGGAAGAACUCGAGAUCGUUGCAAAAGGAAUCGAAGUUGAUGGAGGCGAAUACGAUGAGGAUGAUGACUUGACCGAGGAAGAGAGCGAGCAGGGUGCAGAGGAGCACAACACGCCAAGCAAAGGCAGGGAGACUCACGAGAUAAGCUCAGAUGAUGAUGAUGACAUCGUGGAAGUCGCACCACAUACAACAGCAUCUCUCUCCAAGUCCGUGGGUCACUCCAGAGUUAGUUCCAACAACGUCAACGCUACACCAAGACCUGCUAUACGUGAGCCAUAUACCACCGCAACGUUCGCGAAGCCCAGCAGUUCCGGCUCUAACGCGGCUUCAAACACGGCUCUUCACCCCAGACCAAAUCGCAAUGUUGUCCUCGGUAAAUCGCAUGGUGCUACCCAAGCCAGUUCUAAGAGUGCCUCCUCAAGUUUGGGCAACCUCAGUCCCCUACCGCCAAAGGCCGCUGCCAUCUCUUCGAGAACUGAUCGUGAGACUAUCGGCAUCCCUCGAAACAAUUCUGUCGGCUCUACCGCAACGCCUGACAGUCCUGCUGCGCCGUCUCCACAAAGCUCAGUUAAACCUCGUGGUGUCAUUUCCGUGCCUGUCGGCAGACUCGACAGACGGCCCGGCACCAGCCCAGCCAGCCCUAAAACACCGGUUGAGCCGUCGCAAAGCACUGUGGCAUCAGCCAUCAGACCCAGCAGUCAAGUGAACAAUGACCGUGCUGGGUCCCAACCAACCUCUACCAAUGCUGUAGAAGCUUCUACAAAAUCUCCAGCAUUACUCACUGGGCGUGGCGAAACACCUCGGACUAGGCCCUCCAGCCCCAACACAGCGCCAAACAGCGCAGUUCAACCCAGUCCCAAUGAUCCAUCGUCUCUGACUAGGCCUAACGGGCCACCAAAGACAAACUUUGCCAGCCGUAACCUUACCCCAAGCACUACUGCCCAGCCUGUACCAACUACGCCCGCACCCAUUGUCAGACCUAGCAGCCCAGCUAGAUCUAUCCUUAGCACAACACCAAAUCUCUCUGCUCAACCCUCACCAAAAUGGGGUGGCGUUCUUGGCCCUACCCAGGUCGCCAACGAGACCCGUGUUGCGAACACGAAACCAGCUUCAAACAGCAUUGUUCAGCCUAGUCCAACGAUCAAACCUAUUGCUACUCCGACCAUCGCCAAGUCUGGUACCCAACCUACCAUCGGACCAAGCGCCUCUGAUUCAACCACAAGCAAUGUCAUCAAUCAGACCAAUACUAUGAGCGCCGGGGUUGCCCCGAGCAACUCUAUCAGCCGAACAAGUUCUACGAGCUCUAACAUAGCACCGAAUAGCACCGCCCAGCCAAAGGCAGCCACUGCUCCAUCUCUCGUCAGAUCCAAUAGCCAAUCCGCAGCCAGUCCAAGCCACUCUGAUCGGGGCCCGAGCAACAUUGCCCAACCGAUAUCAGAUCCUGCAUUGACAAUUACUAGAUCUAACAGCCAACCUGAGAUCAAUCCUAGUAGCUCCUCAUCGACGCCCACCAUUUCCCGCCCUCGGCGUAAUAUCCAGCCACCCGUUCGACGGAUCUACGAUACCCCUCAAAGUUCCGUACGUUUGAGCGAGACUGGGCAGUCACGCAAGAGGCCAGCGGAAUCUCCAACACAAGUUUCUCCGAGGACCCCCAACCCACCCUUACCUCAACCUACUACAACCACGGCCAUAACUGCCACCAAUGUGUCUACUUCCCGGGCACGCGUUGUGCCCACUGUUGCGACCUCAUCACAGACAGCCCCCAGUCAGAACAACCAGUCCCGCAAUCUGAUGACGGGAAGUCAUACAAAUGGAAUGAACCCUCCAGCGAAGAGGCAGAAAACCAGUGAUCUGGGUGCACCACGUCCCUUAGCAGGUGCCACGUUGGAUUGGAGAUCAAUGCUGCCUUCUGGAGACGAGUUCAAAGAAAGCUUAAAGAUCGCCACCAUCAUUCUAUCACCAACAAUCGAGCGGUUCGAAGAGCUUUUAUAUGCCAUUGAUGCAGAAAUUCGUGCUCUCACGAGCAUUCAACGCACUCUCCAACUCAGGAGGGACGAACUCGCGCAAAACAAGGCCUCGGCUACAGACGCCCUGAAGGACGUUGACACAGAAACGUCCUCUGAGAAAAAGAUGUUGCAAGAUCUGGAAGAUCUUUCCAAGAAACACCCCGGUGAUGGCGAGUUUCGUGCAUUCAUUGACAAGCGCAAGAAAUCAAUCGUCGAGCACGAUGAAGUACGGACCAUUGUCAAAGAUCAGCUUGACAGGAGUGCGAGUGGUCUUGCCAAGGUUGAGCGAGAGCUGAACGUUGUUUUUAAGCGACUCAAGCAGCUCAAUGAGGAGAGGGUAGCGGUGGCGAAAGAGAAGGAAGGCGCUGAUACUGCAGCAAAACGGUUGAAUUUAAUGUCUCGGUUCAUGGAACCUGGCUGGCAAACCAGGUUGGAGAUGCUUGAAAGUAUGAUGGGAGACGAACGUGGCGCGUCGCAGCCCUGA